This is a messenger RNA of Plasmodium gonderi, 879 nucleotides long. Its product is annotated as Plasmodium exported protein, unknown function. The coding region runs from base 1 to 879 and encodes 292 amino acids. The record is from RefSeq and is a predicted model, not a curated record. Lineage: Eukaryota; Apicomplexa; Aconoidasida; Haemosporida; Plasmodiidae. The transcript has 2 exons.
AUGAAUAUACCCAGUUUCUUUAUUAAUAUAUUUACAGUUAUUCUUGUAAAUAGUUCAAGGAAUUUUUCUAAUAACGUAGUAGGGUCAACACUCUCAUUUGUGGAAUCUUGGGGAAAGAACAACCAAGAUAACAUUUUAGACAUUAAGGUUAUUAGAUCUCUAGGUGAAAAUGAAUUCAAUAAAAACAGUGAUUCUGGAGAAACCACGAGGGAUAAUGUAAAUGAAGACAAUUAUGAUCAAAAUGGUAAUGAUGAAGGUUAUGAUAAAAAUCGAUAUGAUGCAUUGACGCAAGAUUACUUUGAUAUGAUGGAAAGUGACAUCAAUAAAGGAUCUUCACGAAAAAUAAAUGAAAAAUUUAGCAAUACAUAUCAUAAAACGAAAUCAAAUCAUCACUUUAAUAAUAUGUCAAAUGAAAAUAUUCCUAGGGGUUUUAAAUGUGAAUAUUCUGAAAAAACUUUUUACAAAAAACUGAAAAAUUUUUUUAAGACUAUAGACAAUUUAACUGAAAGAGAAAUAUACAAUUUAUUAAAAUUGAAAAAUCGUCAUAAUUCUGAAGUUUAUAUAGGAGGUAGAAAUAUGACAAACAGAAUUAAAAUGAUUUUAUAUCACUAUAAAAUAUUUUCCGUUCCUUUCGUACUUAUAUUUUUAUGCUUCAUAUGCUCGAAGAUCUUUUCUGCACCAGGAUGGGCCCCCUUCUUUGGAAUUUCAUUUAUUGUUAUUUUAAUUUACCUUGUUGUUAAAUUCAUAAAGUGCUCCUCAAAAUUUAACAAGUUAGCCCAAAGUAAAUUCCCAGGAUAUAUAAAUCAUGAAGAUGGUACUGAAGAGGACCUUUUUUCAGAGUCUGUUAGCGACAUUAAUGAACAAACAGAAAUAUUUUAA